CGAGCGGAUCGCAGCCCGCAGCACUUCAAAGACAAGAGCGGACGCGUGUCCCCCCGCCCCGCCUUUCCCCGCUGCUUUCCAGGAUGCCAGGGGAGGCGGCCAGCAGCGCUGCUGCGGACCCACCCGGCGCUCCGCGGGAGCGGAGGCGGAGGCGCGGCCGUGCGCGGGCGCGCACCGAAGCCCUUCUCCACACUCUGAAACGCAGCCGGCGGGUGAAAGCCAACGACCGGGAGCGGAACCGCAUGCACCACCUGAACGCGGCGCUGGACGAGCUCCGCAGCGUCCUGCCCACCUUCCCCGACGACACCAAGCUCACCAAGAUCGAGACUCUGCGCUUCGCCUACAACUACAUCUGGGCCCUUUCCGAGACCCUCCGCCUGGCCGAGCAGUGCCUGCCGCCGCCCCCCGCCUUCCGCGGGGCCACCGCUACCGUCCCCCCUCCCAGCCCCGGCAGCGAUGCCGGUUCCUGGUUGUCCACCGCUUCCCCCUCCGCCCCUUCGCUCUGCGCCUCCACCUCCGGCCCCAGCAGCCCCGCUACCUCCGAGGACUGCGCUUACGCGCCCGCCGACACCCUGCUCAACUUCCGCGGGUUGCCCGCGGCCCCAGGCGCGCCUUGCCGCUAGCGCGCAGCCCCGGCUCUCCCCGCUCCCCUUGCGAGGGUCGGGGCUGAAGGGGGGGGUCUCCUCCCGUUGCACUUUUCAGCUCCCCAAACACACACGCAGGCCCCAGCCCCCCUCCCCCGGCCUCCGAAAACCGGGAAGAAAAGCGACAGAUUUGCUGCCGCAGACGAGGUGAAAAGUCAAUUUUACAAUUUGUAGCUCUCCGGCGAAGAAAAACGAGCAUGAAAAUUUGGUUUGAACGCCCUGACAAUGCCAUGAAAAGGCUUAAGGGGAUCAAUGCGGCCCGGGGCACAGCGCUGGGGCUCAGCCCAUCCCUCUUGCCCUGCUCCCGGGGGCAAGCUCAGCCCCCGCUGGGGCAAGGGGUGUGUGUAGGGGUGGGGGUCCCCAGCACCAGCCCCGAUGGGACCCGGAGGACAAGCGGAGAGGCUCAUGCAUUAUAGAUGCUGACCCCCAGCGCGGCGGAGCAGGAGCGGGAGCAGGAGCAGACGCGGGGCAUUCAGCGCCCGGGCCAGAGAGUGCUUUAAUUUAUUCAAGAUGUUCAUUCAUAUGAAAAUUGUAUUUUUGUACAUAAAGAGCUUUAUUCUAUUAUUAUGCCUCUUAUCGAAGUGGGUUCUUUUUUGUUUGUUUGUUUGCUUUUUUAUGAAUCGCCCUUACCCUGUAAAUAAAAUCUCUAACGUUUUUACUGAA
Pogoniulus pusillus (Red-fronted tinkerbird) is the source of this 1307-nucleotide messenger RNA. It is a transcript of the gene NEUROG1, whose product is annotated as neurogenin 1. Gene Ontology annotation, molecular function: DNA-binding transcription factor activity, RNA polymerase II-specific; E-box binding; protein dimerization activity. The coding region runs from base 84 to 623 and encodes 179 amino acids. Gene Ontology annotation, biological process: forebrain development; sensory organ development; axon development. The record is from RefSeq and is a predicted model, not a curated record. Gene Ontology annotation, cellular component: nucleus. Lineage: Eukaryota; Metazoa; Chordata; Aves; Piciformes; Lybiidae. The transcript is spliced from 2 exons.